Sparassis crispa is the source of this 1248-nucleotide messenger RNA. RefSeq names its product Pyruvate dehydrogenase E1 component subunit beta, mitochondrial. The record is from RefSeq and is a predicted model, not a curated record. Gene Ontology annotation, molecular function: catalytic activity. Gene Ontology annotation, biological process: branched-chain amino acid catabolic process; response to nutrient. NCBI's taxonomy places the organism in Eukaryota, Fungi, Basidiomycota, Agaricomycetes, Polyporales, Sparassidaceae. The transcript is spliced from 10 exons. The coding region runs from base 1 to 1248 and encodes 415 amino acids.
AUGUUCACCCACAAGUGUGUCAGACAGCAUUCGCUCCUUUUCUCUCUCUACCGUUCUGGCACGCGCCGGCAGUCUACCGCGGCAGAGCCUCUCCCAGCCGGUGGCCAUCUACCCUCAAUAGCGACCUCUUCCUUCCUGCGGUCAGGUCGCGAUUCUGCUAUUCGUACUCCAGGAAUACAAUGGGCGGAUGAAGACGCGUCCGGUCCGACGAGGGACAUCGUCGCAGGUCGGGAGACGCGGAAGAUGAACCUGUAUCAGGCAGUGCGAGACGGUUUGAGUGUCGCCUUGAUGAAAGAUGACACUGCUGUCGUUUUCGGGGAAGAUGUAGCAUUCGGUGGAGUCUUCCGAUGCACGAUGGGCCUCGCCGAAGAAUUUGGCAGAGAGCGGGUAUUUAAUACACCAUUAACGGAGCAAGGAAUAGCAGGGUUUGGAAUAGGUCUUGCAGCAAUGGGUCACACGGCAAUCGCUGAGAUUCAGUUCGCAGACUACAUUUUCCCGGCUUUCGACCAGAUUGUGAAUGAGGCCGCCAAGUUCCGAUUCCGAUCCAACGGUCAGUUCCAAGCCGGAGGUCUGACCAUCAGAUGUCCAUCCAUGGCGGUCGGUCAUGGCGGUCACUACCACUCUCAGAGUCCGGAAGGGUUCUUCAUGGGCGCCGCGGGUAUAAAGGUCGUAAUUCCUCGCUCUCCUAUUCAAGCAAAGGGUCUCCUGUUAGGAUCGAUCCGAGACCCAAACCCGGUGAUAUUCAUGGAGCCUAAAAUCCUGUACCGUUCGACAGUGGAACAAGUUCCCAUAGACGACUAUCAGCUACCAAUUGGCCGAGCAGAAACCCUCGUUUCGGGAUCCGAUCUGACAUUGCUGUCUUGGGGAACACCGCUCUAUCAUUGCGAGACAGCGCUCCACAUGCUGGCGACUCCUCCGGAGUCUCUCACCCCCUUCGUUCCUGCCUCUCUUCGCUCAACCAAGGUGGAACUGAUUGACCUGAGGACGAUCUUGCCUUGGGACGUCGAGACAAUUACGGAAAGCGUAAAGCGCACCGGCAGACUCGUGAUUGUUCACGAGGCCGGACGCACCGGUGGCGUAGGUACAGAGAUCAGCUCCGAGAUCCAGAAGAGAUGUUUCCUGAAGUUGAACGCUCCAGUGAAACUGGUCACUGGUUGGGACACACCCGUUCCAAUGCAAUACGAGAAGUUCUAUAUGCCGGAUUCGAUACGCAUCUUGGAUGCUAUCGUCGAGACGUUGACUUACUGA